CACCAGAACAAAUCAGAAAACAAAAACAAAACACAAAAAGAGGAUAAACAUAAAAAGAAGCUAAAAAAAAAUUACAAGUAUCAAUAAGGUAAAUUAACUACAAUAAAAGAUGGUGGGCUUGCGACUUAAGGCGUUGUUUUUUGUACUACUAGUGGUUAUGGCCAUCUCAAUAGCAAACGCUGCCAAGGAUCUCAAAGAACAAGAUGUUGGAGUCCAAAGAAACUUACAUGAAGACGACAAAGGUGAUAAAAAAGAUGCUAAAGGUGAGAAAGGUGAUAAAAAAGAUGAUAAGAAAGAAGAUAAAGAAGAAUCAGUUGGUUCUAAAGUAGCCAAAAAAGUCAAAGGAGCUGCUGCAUCUGUUGCAUCAGCUGCAUCCAAUGCAUCUGCUGCCUCAGCUGCAUCUGCCGCUUCUGCUGCCUCUGCUGCAUCAGGUAAAAUCAAAGGAGCUGUUGCACCUAUUGGUGAUAAGUUGGGACUCAAAGGCCCAAGCGGUCCAUCAAUUGAUGUUAAAGCAUCUGGAGCUAAAGGAGACGGCAAAACCGAUGACACUGCGGCAUUUAUGGCAGUAUGGAAAAAAGCUAUUGAAGCAACAACACCAACAACGAUUACAGUGCCAAAGGGUGACUACUUGGUGGAAGAAUUACUACUCGAAGGUCCAAGCAAAAGUCCUAUCACUUUCGAAAUGCAUGGCAAUCUUAAGGCUCCAUCUGCUGUCACCACCCGAAAACCACAUAGUGGAUGGGUUAAUUUCAGAAAACUCAAGGAUUUCAAUUUGAUUGGAAACGGAGCCAUUUUUGACGGUCAAGGCUCAGUGGCUUGGAAGGUCAAUGACUGCAAACAGACCGGCAAAUGCAACAAUCUCCCCAUCAACAUCCGACUUACGCAACUCGAUAACUCGAGAAUUAGCGGCAUAACAUCAACAAACAGCAAGCUAUUCCACAUGAACAUCCAUCAAUGCACCAACGUAACUCUUCAAGAUGUUCAUAUUGACGCACCUCCUGAGAGUCUCAACACCGAUGGUAUCCACGUCGGAAAGUCCGUAGGUGUCACCAUAAGAGGGUCAAAGAUCAAAACCGGAGAUGACUGCAUUUCCAUUGGAGGCGGUACUGAAAAUUUACUUGUGGAGGGCGUAGAAUGUGGACCAGGACACGGUCUUUCCAUCGGAAGUCUUGGAAAGUACCCAAAUGAGGAACCAGUGAAAGGAAUCACCAUUCGUAAAUGCAUCGUCAAGCAUACCGAUAAUGGUGUUCGUAUCAAAACAUGGCCUGGAUCUCCCCCUGGUCUCGUCUCCGGCGCUCUCUUUGAAGAUAUCACCAUGGAUAAUGUUAGCUUGCCCAUUCUCGUCGACCAAGUGUACUGCCCUCAUGGCAAAUGCAAAUCAGGGCCAUCAAAGGUGCAGUUGGAGAACCUGAGCUUCAAGAACAUUAGGGGCACAUCAUCAACAAAGAUUGCUGUGCAAUUAAACUGCAGCCCAGGCUGUCCUUGCAAGAAUGUUGCUUUGGCUGACAUAAACUUGGUCAGCACUGGUAAAGAGGGAGCAGCUGUCUCGGCAUGUUCUAACGUCAAGCCUACUGUCACCGGGAAAAUGAUUCCAGCGGCUUGCACCGAAGAAUGUAAACCGGAUAAAAAGUAAAGUCGCUUGUCCACCAUGCAUCCAUCCGCUCUGGUGGAGAUGAUUCCAUUAGAUGGAAUAUUAAAUAAUAUCUAAGUUUUUUUACAGAAUAUAAAUAGGUAAUAGUCCCUUUAAGCUUGGAGUUUACCAGCUAAAGAGUGACUAAUAUUGAGUAGUACUUAAUGUAUGAUUCGAAACAUGGGAGUUUUGAGCCAAAAAAGAAUAUCUUAGUUCUUAUAUCUUCAAUGUUGGUUAACUCCAAGCUUAAAGGGACCCUAUUGAAUAUCUUAAUGUAUCUUAGUGCACCAUAUUCUUCGUGAGAGUUUUGAGCCAA
This is a messenger RNA of Brassica napus (rape), 1946 nucleotides long. Its product is annotated as exopolygalacturonase clone GBGA483-like. The record is from RefSeq and is a predicted model, not a curated record. Bases 110 to 1633 code for a protein of 507 amino acids. Gene Ontology annotation, molecular function: polygalacturonase activity. Gene Ontology annotation, biological process: carbohydrate metabolic process. The transcript has 4 exons. NCBI's taxonomy places the organism in Eukaryota, Viridiplantae, Streptophyta, Magnoliopsida, Brassicales, Brassicaceae.